AUGGCGAACGACGAAUACGAUUUCAACCUAGACUCGAAGUCGACCAUCGGUGUCGAGUUCGCCACGAGGUCCAUCCAGAUCGACAACAAGACGAUCAGGGCGCAGAUUUGGGACACAGCCGGCCAGGAACGAUACCGCGCCAUUACGUCUGCCUACUACCGGGGUGCUGUCGGUGCGCUACUCGUCUACGACAUCAGCAAGAGCCUCUCGUUCGAGAACGUGACCCGGUGGCUGAAGGAGCUGCAAGGCCAUGCCGACAGCAAUAUCGUCAUCAUGCUCGUGGGCAACAAGACCGAUCAGCGGCCCCUGAGAGCCGUCCCGACAGAGGACGGCAAGAAUUUUCCCACUAACGCUUUGCGCCGCACAGCCAUUUACCAGAUUGUGUCGAGCAAGAGCCUCGCGGAGGAAGGCGCAGACGUUGGAAAGAAGUUUGACCCAAGGGAAGGCAAUAACAUCUCGCUGAGCCAGGAGGGGUCAAAGGAGGAGUCGAAGGGCUGCUGUUAA
This is a messenger RNA of Chaetomium globosum CBS 148.51, 504 nucleotides long. RefSeq lists its product as uncharacterized. Gene Ontology annotation, cellular component: recycling endosome. Gene Ontology annotation, molecular function: GTPase activity; GTP binding. Lineage: Eukaryota; Fungi; Ascomycota; Sordariomycetes; Sordariales; Chaetomiaceae. Gene Ontology annotation, biological process: exocytosis. The record is from RefSeq and is a predicted model, not a curated record. Bases 1 to 504 code for a protein of 167 amino acids. The transcript is spliced from 3 exons.